UUCUUGGGCGUUUUGCCACGACCACGUAUAUAAAGUUGUUUAAAUGAAAAUCUUUGCUGUUUUAAACAAUAAUACUGAAAUAAAAUAAUUCAAAACUAUUGUGCGAAAAAAUUGCUUUGCGCCAUAGACGCUUCCUACAACCGGCUUUUUUGUGGCGAGUUUUUAUUUUUCGGAUUUUGUGUGGGAGUUGCUUUCUAGCUUGAGAUCGAAAAAAUAGGCAAUUUUUGUGCUAUUGAAUUGUGCCGACAUGACCUUGGACGCAGCUACCGCGACUGCUAGCCGGUCGAGGAUAACGUUGACCUGGGAAAAGCAAGAACAUCUCAUAAAAUUAGCUAUAUUAAUUAUAGCAGCUGUGCUUUCAUUUGCCACGCGUUUAUUUUCGGUGCUGCGUUUUGAAAGUGUUAUCCAUGAAUUUGAUCCAUACUUCAAUUACCGUACCACGCGGUUCCUUGCUGAGCAAGGAUUCUACCAGUUCCAUAAUUGGUUUGAUGAUCGAGCAUGGUAUCCACUAGGCCGUAUUAUUGGCGGUACCAUCUAUCCUGGGUUGAUGGUGACUGCCGCAGCUCUUUAUAGACUCAUGUGGUUGCUGAAUAUUACCAUUGAGAUUAGGAAUGUGUGUGUAUUUUUGGCACCAUUCUUCUCCUCACUAACCACAUUGGUAACAUAUGCGCUGACAAAGGAGAUUCACAGUACCGGCGCCGGUUUGGUUGCAGCUGCUCUCAUUUCUAUUGUACCCGGCUACAUAUCGCGUUCGGUUGCAGGCUCCUAUGACAAUGAGGGCAUUGCUAUCUUCUGUAUGCUGCUCACAUACUAUUUGUGGAUUAAGGCAGUGAAAAGUGGCGCCAUUUUCUGGUCGACCAUGUCGGCACUGGCCUACUUUUACAUGGUUUCUUCGUGGGGUGGUUAUGUGUUCCUCAUCAAUUUAAUACCACUGCAUGUUUUGGCGUUAAUGAUCACCGGCCGCUUUUCGCAUCGCAUUUAUGUGGCGUAUAGCACAUUGUAUUGCAUUGGCACAAUACUCUCGAUGCAGAUUUCAUUUGUCGGUUUUCAACCAAUACAAAGCUCGGAACACAUGCUGGCGCUUGGCACCUUCGGUCUAUGUCAAAUACAUGCGUUUGUUGAUUAUCUACGCGCUCGUUUGUCCAAAGAAAAUUUCGAAAUUCUUUUCAAAGCCUUAGUGUCUGGCAUACUGACUACAGUACUCGUAAUAGGUACUGUGCUGACGAUUACUGGCAAAGUCUCGCCCUGGACGGGCCGUUUUUAUUCCUUGCUUGAUCCUUCAUACGCGAAGAAUCACAUUCCCAUCAUCGCAUCUGUGUCGGAACAUCAACCUACAUCAUGGUCGUCGUUCUACUUUGACUUGCAGAUCUUGGUAUUCCUAUUCCCAGCUGGCUUGUACUUCUGCUUCUCGAAAUUAACCGACUCGAAUAUUUUUAUCAUCCUUUAUGGUGUAACCAGUAUUUAUUUUGCGGGUGUCAUGGUACGUUUAAUGCUCGUGCUAGCGCCGGUUAUGUGUGUCUUAUCUGGCAUUGCCACAUCACAUCUGCUCUCCAAGUAUAUAAAAUGUAUAGAUGCCGGCCCGUCGAAACCCGUUGAAAGUAAACGUCAGUACAAGAAACUUGAACAGCAGAGUAGCGGUGUUAAGAGUGAAGUUGCUAUAGGUUUUGUGGGCAUUAUUACAUUCAUGCUUAUUGUUUAUACCUUCCAUUGUACUUGGGUGACAUCGGAAGCAUAUUCGUCGCCAAGCAUUGUACUUAGUGCGCGCUCACAUGACGGGGGACGCAUCAUAUUCGAUGAUUUUCGAGAGGCUUACUAUUGGCUGCAAAUGAAUACACCAGAGAAUGCGCGCAUCAUGUCUUGGUGGGAUUAUGGCUACCAGAUAACUGCUAUGGCUAAUCGCACUAUAUUGGUGGACAAUAACACUUGGAAUAAUACGCAUAUAUCACGUGUUGGACAAGCGAUGGCUUCAUCUGAGGAGAAAGCUUAUGAAAUCAUGCGUGAACUGGACGUUGAUUAUGUACUUGUAAUCUUCGGCGGUUUAACUGGAUAUUCUUCUGAUGAUAUUAAUAAAUUCUUAUGGAUGGUACGCAUUGGUGGUAGCACAGAUCGUGGCGCACACAUUAAGGAGCGCGAUUAUUACGCACCCAAUGGCGAGUUCCGUGUGGACAAAGAAGGUUCACCGACGCUACUAAAUUGUCUCAUGUACAAAAUGUGCUACUAUCGCUUUGGUCAAGUGUACACCGAGGGUGGUAAACCACCGGGUUAUGAUCGCGUACGUUCUGCUGAAAUUGGUAAUAAAGACUUUGAGCUGGAUGUUUUGGAAGAGGCCUACACAACCGAGCAUUGGUUGGUGCGUAUUUACAAAGUGAAGGAUUUACGAAAUCGCGGCGUAUAAAAGCAGUAUCUACUUAUGCUAGACGCUAACAAACAGCAGUAAACUACCAGUGCAGUACAUUUGAAAGUAUUGGGGAGACUAGAAAUAAAGAAUCUUGAGUUUUGCGAAUGUGUAACUGUUUCGAAAUUAAAGUUACUAAAAGCGGUGCUUUUUAUAAUUUGUAAAAAUAGUAUAUUCUUGUUCAUUUUUGGUUGCCUAUAAUGUAUUGCUUUCGUUAGACAAUUGAAAUUGUUAAGUUAAAAGUUGAAACGCUGAAAACGCAGCGUAGCAAACAUUUGCAUUUUCGAAUAAUUAAAAUAUCAUGUGAAUUAAACAUUACUAUGUAAUACUUAUUAUUGCCUUCUGUUGAAAUAUAAAUUGGAUUUCAUAAACGAUAUUAUAAAUUGAAAUAAGUACAAUGUCACGCGGCUCUCUCUGUAUAUUUAAGUUUAUUUCUUUUAUAACCUCAUGCAUUUAAAAACACGCAUAUAUAAACAAACAAAAAAAGCUCGUUAAAACAAAUUACGCUAAAAAGGGCUCAGAAACGGCAAUAUGUCAAAUGAUGGCUGAAAUAAAAAUUAAAUUUUUUAAGACAAAUUGAAAAAAUCA
Bactrocera tryoni is the source of this 2983-nucleotide messenger RNA. RefSeq names its product dolichyl-diphosphooligosaccharide--protein glycosyltransferase subunit STT3A (gene Stt3A). The transcript is spliced from 8 exons. Gene Ontology annotation, cellular component: membrane. Lineage: Eukaryota; Metazoa; Arthropoda; Insecta; Diptera; Tephritidae. The record is from RefSeq and is a predicted model, not a curated record. The coding region runs from base 248 to 2395 and encodes 715 amino acids. Gene Ontology annotation, biological process: post-translational protein modification. Gene Ontology annotation, molecular function: dolichyl-diphosphooligosaccharide-protein glycotransferase activity.